AUGGGUCACAGCCCUGGACAGCAUAGCAUAAGCAGCACCGUGACCUUUAAUAAUGGUAAUCCUCCACCUGACAGCCAGUCGAAAUUCAAUUGCCCCAGUGCUGGAAGUGUUCGUCACAAGCGCAUGUCAUGGCUAACAAUCACCAUCUUGGUGCUUGCUUUUUAUUCUACCGCUCUGUCUGGGUUGUAUAUGAUCGUUGCCUUUAUUAAACCCCGGUAUGGGAGCAGGAUCGGGAGGGGUGGACUUGCCCCUGAUACGGCGUCUCUUUUAAGCGCGCUAUUUGCCAAAACCAUAGAACUGUCUUUUGUCACUGUUUUCGUCGCCUUUAUAGGUCAAGUCCUGAGCCGAAGAGCACUCUCUAAACGAGCAACAGGAAUAUCCAUUGCGGAUAUGUCGAUGCGCGGCUGGAUUAUGCAGCCAGGAAGCCUGAUAACACAUUGGCAGCAUGUCAGACACUCUGGUCUUACUAUUAUUGGGAUGAUAGCCCUGACAACCACAUUUAUGGCGUUGCUAUAUACGACUGCUGCUGAUGCCUUAGUAUCACCGAAACUUAGUUACGGCCCAGAAGAGAUCAAGGAUUUCACUGGCACAGUGAAAACGAAGUUUGCAAACGUGCCGUAUCUAUUAAAAAAUUGUUUAACUCCAAUCCCCAAAGAUGAUGAUCCAGUAUAUGGCGCAGGCACUUGUCUUCAGCUAUCUUAUGUUGGACAAGCUUAUCACAACUACAGAGAAUAUAUUUCGGAGUGGUCCUUGUUAGCUAUGGGAGGCAAUACAAGCUCAACCGACAUGAACCAACGCAUAGUACCAGCAGGCACCUGGAAUGACAAUACCACUCUUCGAGGGAGUUGGAUUCAGGAGCAAGAUAUGGUGGAGAUAUCCAAAAAGCAUAGCAGAAUGAUCAAUAAUGUCACCGCAGCAAUGCCGCAUGCGGGAAUUAUUGCAGCAUCUCGUCAUCCUCGCAACUCACUCCGACAACCAAGUGACUUCAACGGCCUUGGAGAAUUUGCCCUUAGGGCCGCGGUUGUUUCACCAGUUGUUAACGUGCUCUGUGCGGGCUUGACAAGGGAAGAAAUAGCGCCCCUCGUCUAUAAUGAAUGGCCCGAGGUCAAUGGAAAAGUUAAUGUUUCAACUUGGCUUAGCGCUCCCCCAGAAGGGCUUUGGGGUGAGGGGGAGAGAUGGAAUAAGACUGUGGUCGACGAUAUAUUCGAGUUCGGCGAUCACAAACUUCCGCCUAUCUUUCCAAAGCUUCCAAUUGCCUACAACACAUUAGUAAAUGGCACUCUGAGGUUCUAUAUAAGAGACUCUCUGUAUAUUUUACUGGCCUCUCCGCCAUACAUAACCGAUCCCCCAUACGCCCUCUGCGCCAUCAAAGCUGGUCUGACGACGCAAUGCUCGACUAUUUACCAUGCAACCGCCAGCGGCGGGAAUCUAGCUGCUACAUGCGAUGAUCCACACGACAACAUGCGCUACAACAAGGACAAAAAGGAUAUACCUCUUAUUGAGUGGGACGAGAACUGGGAAGAUAUGAGCACCGAAUGGGCCAAUUCCCUCAGCCUCGGCGCGGGUAUUACAGACGGGCAAGCCAGCAACGCUCGACUACUAACCCAGUUGAUACCCCCCUUGGAUCCGAAAACCAACACAUAUUCCCUCAGCGAGACCAUGCCAUCUGUAGCCGAAGCAUUCGCCGCAAUGGCUGCUUCAACAUUGCUUAUGUCAACGGAGGGUGCCAAUUUCGACUUCGCACGCCCCGAUCCGGCGACACUGCCCAAGGAUCAAACUUUUAAAGUUGCCUUACGCGUCAGCGACUAUGCUUCCGGCGGUGUGCAAAGGUGGCAAGGCAUCUUCUACGUGGUGCUUGUUCUCGUCUUCUUGACAAAUCUAGUGUGCUUAGGCUACAUGUAUCUGGAAAUCAGGGGUGAGCAGUUGACGGAUUUUACAGAGCCGCAGAACAUGUUUGCGCUUGCGCUCAACAGUCCCGGCAGCACGAAGCUGAGUGGCGCGUGCGGCAUAGGACCUGUUGGGAACCAGCUGUCAGAACGAUGGAUCAUCGGGAUGGAGGAAAACCACGAACACUAUUAUAUCACCAGUAAGGAGGAAAAAGCGGAGAUGCGGAAGCGAGCACUUUUGGAGGAGCACUUGAAUCCCACGACCAGCCCCGCGGUUAAGGAAUAUCGGCGCAUUUCACGCAACCGGAGUUCGAUUUCGAUGUUUCAUUGA
Molecule: messenger RNA, 2217 nt
Organism: Histoplasma mississippiense
Lineage: Eukaryota; Fungi; Ascomycota; Eurotiomycetes; Onygenales; Ajellomycetaceae
Exons: 2
Coding region: 1-2217 (738 amino acids)
Source: RefSeq, a predicted model, not a curated record